Messenger RNA from Trametes versicolor FP-101664 SS1, 315 nucleotides. RefSeq lists its product as uncharacterized. Lineage: Eukaryota; Fungi; Basidiomycota; Agaricomycetes; Polyporales; Polyporaceae. The record is from RefSeq and is a predicted model, not a curated record. The annotation marks the transcript as partial. The transcript has a single exon.
GUCGAAAGUCGUUGGACGGCCUGGCUGAAGAGCCGGAAGACCCAAUCAAGGCUACUCCCACAGCUGGAGUGGGAGGCACAUAUUUGUGAAUAUGUGUCUUUUGUCGCCGAGUGUACGCGGCCGUCAAAGCCUGGUGCCGCCGCACACCCCCUCCGUGUCGACGUACCCUUUCUCGGCCCCCGGUUUGUACCGCCACACUAUCUGCAUAUUCAGAGACGUCUCGUUACGGCGGAUAUCACACCAGACCUCACAUACCUCAAACCUCUGAACGUUGUUCACCCCUUCUACUACCCCGAGCUCGCGCGGUGCCCACAG